AUGUGGCCCGUCUCGGGGUCCCCAUCCAGGAAGACGGCAGUGACCAGCGCAGCUGAGUUUGCUGGUAAUGGCUUUCAUACUUCGCUGCCAAGUCAUUGCUUGACCGCCUCUGGCUCUCUUCCACCCUUCACAUGGUUGGGCGAAAAGAGGCCUUCGAGGAAGUCGGUCGACUGGCAUACGCAGCAUGUGGCCAAGCCAGCGCAACCUGUGCAGUGUGAUCAGUUCAUCUAUCGAGGGGCGAUCAAGGCUUACAUUCCAUUCGCCCGUAUGCACUCUCUCCACCGGCUGUGUUGCAGGAGGCCAGCUGAACUGCUGUUCGAAGUGUUCGGCCCAUCUCUCCAGUCGACGUUUUUGCGAUUGGCAUCGCUUGACAAUGGGUUGCCAGGGGCCCGCUCUCGCUCACUCACUCCUAUCCAUUUCCCUCCUGGUGGUCCACCUGCCCAAUCGAUGCCCAAUGAAUACCAAAUGAAAGAAAACAUUCCCAUCUCUCCCGGCCCUGGUUCCACUGGAAUGUGGCUGACUGGACAUCCACCGUCUCAUGCGAUGGGUGGCAAUACAGCACGUCCGUACGACUCGCAAGCAUAUCGACCUGGCUUGCCCUCUUCCUGUCCCGGAUAUCAGACCAGUGUCAAUUCAGGCAGACCUUCUACCGGCGCUUCGGCUGGCGUCCCGGGUGGUCCUGGUACACAUCGGGAUCCGAAUUCUUUGACUGCCUCUGGCCGCCUCGAUUCGGGCUCACAUCAACUCUCCCAAUCCAUGCAACGACCACAGUCGUCCGCAUUGGACACACAAGCACCGGUGAGUCAUUCGGUGCUCUGGGAAGGCGAAGUGAAUGUGAACGAUCCUAAUUUUUCCGGUCCCUCUCGUCGGAAGAUGAGUCUCAUACUGGAGCAAGCUGGAUUGCGUGACUUCAGUCAAUUGAAUAUGCAACUGUGGGGACCGGUCGCCCAAUUGUCCAUCGUUCUGACUCAUUGUGACAGUGCUCUGGUUCAUCGGCUAACGAAUAACUCCCCUGGUGGUAAUCUGCUUGCUCAGGUGUUAGUAGAGUUGCCGCAAUCAGAGGAGGCCUGUACUCUGGUGUCCGCACUGUCAUCUAUCAGUUCGAUGGCCGUACCGUUGGGGAUUCUCUCACCUCCACCAAACAUGUUGCCAAAUCCUAUUCCACCUGGUACCAUUGGGUUUGUGUGUCUGAGCUACAUCCUGAAGCGCAACCACAUUUACGGUCUUAUCCCAGCGGAUUCCGAGCAGUUUCGGCAAAAUUUGCCUUCUAGGCAAAAGGUCCACUCGAACUUAUCGAUCGAAGUAGAUAUUGUCCCCGGGUCUACUGGAAAACCUGAGGUUGACAAACUGGCAUCGCGUCUUGCCAAUGCCUCAGUGGCACAUGGAGAUGCCUCCAAGACCCUUCUGAAGGUCCCUAAGGGCACGCGAGAUCGGAAUCCGUUCCAAAUGAGGGUUCUGGAAGAUGUGUUUUCCACAAUUAUCCAGUCUUUUAAACGUCACGAUGCUGUUACUAUCGAUACACCUGUAUUUGAACUUAAGGACUGCGGCGAUACGGCGGUCACCAGCGUCCGUCGCGACAAUAAACAUCUCCCGGACCCUUGGCAGUUUGAGGAGCAGUUGCUGGCCCAACGUCCGACCUUCGACAUGUGCUUCCCUCGUCCAUUCGAAUUACCGAUUUCGCCCGAGCAAGUCGUACAGUGGAGCAACAAUCGUGUUGAACUCCUUGACAAGCCGGCUGUAGAUUUUGACAUUGCUGGUGAGUAUGGUCCGAUGCUGGCAGAUGUCGAAUGUUUACGGAUCGUUUACGAAGUGUUAUCCGAACUGGCUCUGGGAGAAUUUGUGAUCAAAGUCAAUCACAGGCGAUUGUUGGAUGGCCUGUUUCGAGCAUGUGACGUGCCCGCGGAGAAGUUCAACGCCACUUGUUCUGCUGUGGACAAGUUGGACAAAACUCCCUGGUCCGAAGUAGAGCGAGAGCUUUGUGAGGAAAAAGGACUGCCGAAGGCAACGGUGGACAAAAUCGGAGGGUACGUUCAACUUACUGGUGGGACGGACCUUAUCGACCGGUUGGAGGCGGACACUUGCCUAAUGGAGCAAGAGUCGGCUCGAAAUGCGUUGGUGGAUAUCCGGCUUUUGUUGAGCUAUUGCGAGUCCCUCGGUAUAGCCGAUCGCGUUCGUUUUGACCUCAGUUUGGCUCGUGGACUAGACUAUUAUACCGGUGUCAUUUACGAAGCUGUUCUCACAGGUUUCACGUAUGAUCCAAAAGCACCGUCGGCAAAGGAGACCAUACCAACAGCAACGAUGACUACAACCUCUGAUCCCUCCUCGAAAAAACAAAAGAAAAAGAAGAAAUCCAAACACGAACCAGACGCCAUGAAUGAUACUGACACACCAAUCCCAGGUGAACCCUUGGCUGUUGGCAGUGUUGCCGGGGGCGGUCGCUACGACGGACUAGUUGGCAUGUUCGACCUAUCGGGAACUCCAGUCCCCUGUGUAGGUGUUAGUUUCGGCGUGGAACGACUAUUAGCCAUAAGUGAGGCUCUCGCAACCGCUGGGUCACAAGCUACCAAAAACAAAUGUGUUCGUCCCACAGAGACCGAGGUAAUGGUCGCAGGUGCUCACAAAGGUUUAAUCUUGCAGCGGUUGGAAUGUUGCCGUCGUUUAUGGGAUGCAAAAAUAAAGACUACGAUGUCACACAAAAGCAACCCAAAACUGCUGGAUCAGCUUCAGUACUGUGAGUCCACUGGAAUUCCGUUUGCUGUUAUCCUCGGUGAUGGUGAAUUGCAACGCGGUGUUGUCAAAUUACGAGUAGUCUCAACGCGGGCGGAGCGUGAAGUGCCGUACGACGAUUUGGUAUCAGAGUUACGGAAAGAAUUGGCACUUUGGCGUGGUCAAUGAAGACGGCUACCUUGAAACAACUGAUACCAGACUCCUUCCAUGUCGUGGAUUUCCUACACACAGAUAUUAUCCCCUUGAUGCUUCGUGUGAAUGUCCUUUCAGUGCUUUGGAAUACCUGCUGUUUUGAGGUUUUGAUUUGCGAACGGAGGGAUGACGCAUGAACUCUCUGCAUCCAAAUAUAGAGACCAUCACAAGCAGCCAGUUAC
This is a messenger RNA of Opisthorchis viverrini, 3101 nucleotides long. RefSeq lists its product as hypothetical. Gene Ontology annotation, cellular component: mitochondrion. Gene Ontology annotation, biological process: mitochondrial translation. Lineage: Eukaryota; Metazoa; Platyhelminthes; Trematoda; Opisthorchiida; Opisthorchiidae. The transcript has 11 exons. The record is from RefSeq and is a predicted model, not a curated record. The coding region runs from base 1 to 2895 and encodes 964 amino acids.